This is a messenger RNA of Punica granatum (pomegranate), 3812 nucleotides long. The record is from RefSeq and is a predicted model, not a curated record. NCBI's taxonomy places the organism in Eukaryota, Viridiplantae, Streptophyta, Magnoliopsida, Myrtales, Lythraceae.
UUGAAGUCGUCUUGUUCUUUCUGAAAAACACUGGUCGUCGUCUCUGCCUCACUCUGUGGUCCGUUUGUCGCCUCUCGAAAUCUCCUUCCGGCCGACCGCCACUGACCCCGGCGACCACCAUCGACUUCCCCGACCAGGUUUCCACCCUCUAUGAGUCAGUCGUUCUUCCUCACUCUUCGGCGCUUCGACCUCAAAUUUCAGGCAAUGAUUGGUGAUCUCUGAUUCCUGGUGUGGAGAUUGGAUGUGAAUGAAAUGCUUCAGAGCUAGGCACCUGACCAUCCGCUUCUUCAGAGUGGCAGAGGAAUGGAGUUGCAGGGAUUAGACAAGAAGAAGAUGCAUUCCUUGAGAUCUAAACAGAAGGCGGAUCUCGGCUCGGUCCUCAGGAAGUCGUGGUACCACCUUAGGCUGUCGGUGAGGCACCCCUCAAGGGUUCCCACCUGGGAUGCCAUUGUCCUCACUGCCGCCAGCCCUGAGCAAGCCCAGCUCUACAACUGGCAGCUCUCCCGAGCCAAGCGAUUGGGCCGCAUCUCACCCUCGACCGUCACCCUGGCUGUGCCUGAUCCUCAUGGCCAGCGUAUUGGCUCCGGUGCUGCCACCCUCAAUGCCAUAUAUGCUCUUGCUCGUCACUACGAGGAGGAGCUGGGCCUUGCCAUUGAUCCCAAGGUGACAAAUUCAAAUGACUGCAGUUCUGCAUCACAGCAGGAAACUACUACGAUCCGACUGGUAGGGCAUUUGACCAAAAAGCAUAUACUUCUACUUCAUGCUGGAGGUGAUUCUAAGAGGGUCCCCUGGGCUAACCCCAUGGGAAAAGUUUUCCUGCCACUUCCAUUUUUGGCUGCUGAUGACCCUGAUGGACCGGUUCCUUUGCUUUUUGAUCAUAUACUUGCGAUUGCCUCGUGCGCCAGGCAAGCUUUUAAUCAUGAAGGUGGCUUGUUUACUAUGACUGGGGAUGUUCUACCUUGCUUCGAUGCAUCCACAAUGGUUCUUCCAGAUGACGCAUCCUCCAUCAUCACAGUUCCAAUAACACUUGAUAUUGCUGCUAACCAUGGGGUUAUAGUGGCUUCUAAAAGUCAUGCCGAUGUAGAGGCUGUGAAUUUAGUCGACAAUCUUUUGCAGAAGCCUAGCGUGGAAGAGCUAGUUGAAAAUCAAGCUAUCCUGGAAGAUGGAAGAGCCUUGCUGGACACUGGACUAAUUGCUGUCAGAGGUAAAGCAUGGGAGGCCUUGGUCAUGCUUGCAUGCUCCUGCCCACCUAUGAUUUCAGAGCUUCUAACAUGCAAAAAGGAGUUCAGCUUGUAUGAAGACCUGGUAGCCGCUUGGGUACCAGCCAAACAUGACUGGCUGCAAAAGCGACCCUUGGGUGAAGAACUUGUAAGCAGAUUGGGAAAACAUUGCAUGUUCAGCUAUUGUGCCAAUGAGCUGUCAUUCUUACAUUUCGGAACCUCUGGCGAAGUUUUGGAUCAUCUUAGUGGGUUUGGCUCCGCAAUUGUUGGUCGAAGACACUUGUGCUCCAUUCCUGCAACAACUGUAGCUGACAUUGCUGCAUCUGCUGUUGUAAUUUCUAGCAAAAUUGCACCUGGUGCUUCAGUUGGUGAUGACUCUCUUAUAUAUGAUUCUGCAAUAUCAGGUCUAGUUCAAAUUGGUUCGCAAUGUAUAGUUGUUGGUAUUAAUAUUCCCGAAGAGAAAGACAGGAUAGCAGAACCAUUUCGAUUUAUGCUACCGGAUCGUCAUUGUUUGUGGGAAGUUCCUUUGGUGGGAUCUGCUGAGAGAGUCAUAGUCUUUUGUGGCCUCCAUGAUAACCCAAAAAAUUCCCUGUCCAAAGAUGGCACAUUCUGCGGGAAACCAUGGAAGAAGGUCUUGCAGGAGUUAGGCAUUGAUGAAAAGGACCUCUGGAGCUCAACAGCCAAUCAAGACAAAUGCUUAUGGAAUGCAAAGCUAUUUCCUGUGCUUUCUUAUUUUGAGAUGCUUGAUUUGGCAACCUGGUUAAUGGGCUUAUAUGAUCAAAGAAGUGAAUCAUUGGUUCCUCAGUGGAGAGGUUCUCGCCGUGUUAGUUUGGAGGAGUUGCAUAAAUCAAUAGACUUCUCUAAAAUGUGUGUUGGCUCAAGUAAUCAUCAAGCAGAUCUUGCUGCUGGAAUUGCUGGAGCCUGCAUCAGUUAUGGGUUGCUGAGUCGCAAUUUGUCUCAAUUAUGUGGAGAGAUAUUGCAAAUGGAAAAAUCCGGAGUUGAAUUAUGUAAGGAAUUCUUAGGUAUGUGUCCCCGACUUCAAGAACAAAACACAAAGAUGCUUCCGAAGAGCCGGGCAUACCAGGUGGAAGCUGAUCUUCUUCGAGCGUGUGGAGAGGAAGUUGCGGCUACAGAACUAGAGGACAAGGUUUGGGCUGCAGUAGCUGAUGAAACAGCUUCAGCUGUGAGAUAUGGUUUCCGAGAGCAUCUCUUGGAGCCCCUCAGCAGUUCAGCUCUGGACUGCAACAUGAAUGGAUCUGUGGAGCAAAUAUUCCAUUCUAAAAAGGUAGUAGUUGAAUUACCAGUUCGUGUAGAUUUUGUUGGAGGGUGGAGUGAUACUCCGCCAUGGAGCCUAGAGCGUCCAGGUUGUGUCUUGAAUGUGGCAAUUAGCUUGGAAGGCUCUCUCCCAAUUGGUGCGAUCAUAGAGACCACAAAAGAAAGAGGUGUAUUGAUUAGUGAUGAUGCUGGAAACAGUUUGCGUGUCGACGAUCUUUCUUCAAUUGUUGGUCCAUUCCCCAGCGACGACCUUUUCCGAUUAGUGAAAUCUGCACUGCUGGUGACUGGAAUAAUUCAUGAUAAGAUAAUUGGAUCUGCGGGCUUGCGCAUCAGGACGUGGGCCAAUGUUCCUCGUGGUAGUGGGCUGGGGACUUCUAGCAUUUUGGCAGCUGCAGUUGUGAAGGGACUUCUUCAGAUAAGUGAUGGAGAUGCAAGCAACGAAAAUGUAGCAAGAAUUGUUCUGGUUCUAGAACAGAUCAUGGGAACAGGAGGCGGGUGGCAGGAUCAGGUUGGGGGUCUCUAUCCUGGGAUUAAAUGUACCACUAGUUUCCCCGGAGUGCCUUUGCGGCUUCAAGUUGUCCCUCUUUUGGCUUCUCCACAGUUGAUAGCUGAGUUGCACCAACGGUUACUCAUAGUGUUCACUGGUCAAGUUCGUCUUGCACACCAAGUCCUACAGAAGGUGGUGACGAGAUACCUUCGGCGGGACAACCUUCUCGUUUCAAGUAUCAAGAGGCUCGCCGAAAUGGCGAAGAUAGGGAGGGAAGCUCUGAUGAACUGCGACAUAGACGAACUCGGGGGGAUCAUGCUGGAGGCUUGGAGGUUGCAUCAAGAGCUCGACCCUUUCUGCAGCAACGAGUUGGUCGAUCGUCUCUUCACAAUCGCAGAUCCCUACUGCUGCGGCUACAAGCUCGUCGGAGCUGGCGGCGGCGGUUUCGCAAUGCUGCUGGCUAAGGACGCGGAGUGUGCUGUGCAACUGAGGGAACUCAUCCAAGACCCUUCCUGGAACCUAAACGUGACAGUCUACAACUGGGAGAUCUAUGUAGAGAAAUGAAGCAUCCACGAGAAGGCAAAACUCAUCACCACAUUGAUUUAUUUACUAUUAUUUUCAUUAUUAUUAUUUCUUAUGUAAAUCUAAAAUGUAAUAUUGAAUAAAUGGAGAAUAUGGGAGUGAUCAUUUUGAUUUGGGUGGGCCUGAGAAAUAAUAAUCUCCCGGGCCUCCGCUGGGACGGGCUGGAUAUUCUUUCUAGUUGUUCGAUUUUGUGCCAUCGGCUUUCCGAGCACGUGAUGAAUUGAUUCAUGUGACACUAUUGUGUUUUA